Cynara cardunculus var. scolymus (artichoke) is the source of this 418-nucleotide messenger RNA. RefSeq names its product 60S ribosomal protein L37a-like. The transcript has 3 exons. Gene Ontology annotation, cellular component: ribosome. The record is from RefSeq and is a predicted model, not a curated record. The annotation marks the transcript as partial. Gene Ontology annotation, biological process: translation. Lineage: Eukaryota; Viridiplantae; Streptophyta; Magnoliopsida; Asterales; Asteraceae. Gene Ontology annotation, molecular function: structural constituent of ribosome.
UAUUGGACUUUAGGCACACGUUAUGGUGCCAGUUUGAGGAAGCAGAUCAAGAAAAUGGAAGUCAGUCAGCACAGCAAAUAUUUCUGUGAAUUUUGUGGAAAGUAUGCAGUGAAAAGGAAGGCUGUUGGAAUCUGGGGUUGCAAAGAUUGUGGCAAAGUGAAAGCAGGCGGAGCUUAUACGUUGAAUACUGCUAGUGCCGUUACUGUCAGGAGUACCAUCCGUAGGCUGAGGGAGCAAACCGAGAGUUAGAUUUGGUCAUUUCUUGAUCUACUUGGCACAUUUCAGAAGGGUUUUUUUAACAAUUUUGAUUACUGGUUAAAAUACAUUGCGAAUGGGAUCUUAUGCUUAAGUUUGAACACUAUGCAUGUGCCUGAAAUUCAAUCAUUGAAGCUACUCAUAUUUGAUCUUGAUUUCAGAU